CAUUAUUAUGGAUAAUGCAGAUUUGAUUUUCAAAGUAGAGGGCACUGCUUUAGAAGACUCAUGCUGUGUUUUUUUUAAGGAGGUCGAUCUGAGUUGGCAUCUGGAAACUGUAGUCCAGCAGGACCGAGAGAAAUGUUUGCUUCAUGACUAAACAUGCUGACUAAUAGUCUGCGCUUUAAUUGGUCUGGGUCAAAUCCUUACAGGGAAAUGGGCAAAAGUCUCUUCUUGACCUUGGUGCAGAAGAUUUAUCGCUAGGGUUUGAUUUUUGAACAACCUGGGGGCUUCCAGGAGGACAUGGAGCUCAGAAACCCUGAAAUGUCAGGAAGGGCUACUUACUGAAGAACCCCCAUCAGUAACAACGAUUCCACUUGUCUCUGCUUCAAGUUUCAGAUACUUCUGACAUCCUGGCAACUUCAAGUCUGUCAAGACUUGCAGCAAAACAACCCAGCAAAAAGAGACGCCUUCAGAGCAAAAAUGAUCAUUGGAAAAGUUUACAAUACCAUUAACAUCAGCAAUGGAACAGAUCUUGCUAUUGGAUUUACUUCUUCUGCAGUAGCUGUCCUUCUCUUUGGGACAAACUUUGUGCCUGUUAAAAAAUAUGACACUGGUGAUGGCAUGUUUUUCCAGUGGAUUCUCUGUGCUUCCAUAUGGAUAGUUUCUUUGGUGGUCAAUUUAAUCCAGAAUUGCCCUCGUUUUUGGCCUCUGGCUAUGGUUGGGGGUUUUGUGUGGGCUACAGGCAAUGUUACUGUUGUCCCUAUUGUUAAAACCAUUGGCUUAGCUCUUGGUCUUUUGAUAUGGGCUUCUUUUAAUUUGCUGACAGGCUGGGCGAGUUCAAGAUUUGGUUGGUUUGGAAUUGACCCAGAAGAGGUAUCAAGACCAGUCUUAAAUUAUAUUGGAGCUGGGCUUUCAUUAUUAAGUGCUGUCAUAUUUCUUUUUAUAAAAACUGAAGUCCAGAGUUCUUCAGCUUCAUUAGAAAGAACGCCAUUACUGAGAGAAAGUUCUGUUAAUGCUUCUGAAGAGAUCUCUGAUGAGUCAUGGGUGAGCAGACUUUCUCCAGCAAAAAAAAGACUCAUAGGAUGUAGCCUAGCUGUAGUGGCUGGGAUACUCUAUGGUUCCAGUUUUGUACCAGUACUUUACAUCAAGGACCAUGGAAGAAGAAAUGAAACUAUAUACACAGGAGCAAGUCAAUUUGAUUUAGAUUAUGUUUUUGCACACUUCAGUGGAAUAUUUCUUACAAGUACCAUCUACUUUUUGAUCUACUGUGCCAUCAGGAAAAAUAAACCUAUAGUUUAUCCCCAAGCCAUACUGCCAGGGUUUGUUUCUGGUGUGCUUUGGGCAAUAGCCAAUUGCUGCUGGUUCAUAGCCAAUAACUAUCUCAGUGCUGUGGUCAGCUUUCCAAUAAUUACCGCAGGUCCUGGCCUUGUUGCUGCAGCUUGGGGAGUCCUCGUAUUUAAAGAAAUCAAGGGACUGAAAAACUACGUGUUACUCUCAGUAGCAUUUUGUAUCAUUUUGGCCGGAUCACUCUCCACAGCUUUUUCUAAAGUUUGAAGGGAUCUUCUUACCAGUAGAUGGUGCUACUGUCUAGUAUAAUCAGAAGGACACUGAUGGUGUAUCACAAUAGGUAUUUCCAAAAUGUAUGUCCAACAUUUACCCUAACUUUCUUUGGGCAGGUAAUAAUCAUUCCCACUUAGCAUGAAAGAAAAUCUGGAAAUGUUUGCUUCCGCAUCUUUUGCAAGAGCGGUUGUAUCAAAGGUGUUCUUUUAAAUAAAGCUCAGUGAUUUUAUACUUAUGAUUUUUCUGGUUUAGGUAUGAAGCUUGCAUCAUUGUAAGUUCCAGUUCCUUUCUAUGAUGAUGGAUUAAAGGGAUAUUGAUUCUUAGUCUGUUAGUAAUCUGUAUAGCUAAUUCAUUUUAUUCCGAAAUUCUUUCUUGAUGACUUGAUUAUAACAUGUCUUGAAAUAUUCUUUUUGGAACUGAUACAAAGAUGUGAAACAGUUUUUUGUUUUUUUUAUUUAGAGGCAUUGAUCUUUAAAGUCACCAUUUUACAUAAAAACUUUAUCUUCCAAUCACAUCAGAAUUUUGAAGGAAAUAUGGGGGAAAAAUGAUAAAAAUGUAACAUAAAUUACUAGUGUUUGCUUUAGAUGCAAGAACAUUAUGUUGAAAUCAUGACCAUAAUACAAAUAGUUGGGCAUUUUGUUGUUUGUUGUUUUGUUUCGUGUUUUUAAUUUGAGUUGUAUGCAAUUUUGCAAAUAAACACUUCUUUUCUGAAACCA
Molecule: messenger RNA, 2270 nt
Organism: Cygnus olor (mute swan)
Lineage: Eukaryota; Metazoa; Chordata; Aves; Anseriformes; Anatidae
Gene: TMEM144
Product: transmembrane protein 144
Exons: 13
Coding region: 475-1548 (357 amino acids)
Biological process (GO): carbohydrate transmembrane transport
Cellular component (GO): membrane
Molecular function (GO): carbohydrate transmembrane transporter activity
Source: RefSeq, a predicted model, not a curated record